AGCACAAAACUGUCCGAGGUCUGCCUGGAGCCCAGAUCCCAUGGAGGCAGCGGGCUGCAGCUACCAAUUCCGGAUCGCUCUGCUCGGGGACGCCGCGGUGGGCAAGACGUCACUGCUGCGGCGCUACGUGGCGGGCGCUCGGGGUGCGGUGGAGCCGGAGCCGGAGCCCACUGUGGGCGUGGAGUUCUACAGUCGCGCGCUGCAGCUGCCCGCCGGGCUGCGGGUCAAGCUGCAGCUCUGGGACACCGCGGGUCACGAGCGCUUCAGGACCAUCACCCGAUCCUUCUACCGGAACAUGGUGGGCGUUCUGUUAGUUUUCGAUGUGACCAACAGAGAAUCUUUUGAACACAUCCAAGCCUGGCACCAGGAGGUCUUAUCCUCUCAGGGCCCUGACAAGGUGAUCUUCUUACUGAUUGGCCACAAGUGCGACCUGAGCAGCCGGAGUGUCUCCACCCAGGAGGCAGAGGAACUGGCUGCCUCGCUGGGCAUGGCCUUCAUGGAGACCUCGGCCAAAAGUAACUGCAAUGUGGACCUGGCAUUUGACACUGUCGCCCGCGCCAUCGAACAGGCCCUGCAGCAGGGGGACAUCAAGCUGGAAGAGGACUGGGCAGGUGUCCGGCUCCUCCACAGAGCCCCAAACCCCAGAUCUCCCAGCAGAAAGCAGGACUCAGGCCCAUGCCAGUGUUGACUCUGGGAGAGAAAGGGUUACAGUGGUGCCAGCCUCAGACUCCCCAGGGGACUGGAGGACAAAUGACAAGACACUGCCUCCUGACAUGUUCCUGGCUUCUAAUUCUUGGCCCUUUUUUUUUGGUCAAGAUUGAACAACAGGGCUUGGCCAGCCACAGAUAUCUUCAGCCCUUUUAUCUCUUAUGUCUUCAGAAUGAUCUUGCUCAGUCCCCAGGCUAGCCUUGAACCUCAGCCUCUUGAGUGAUUGAGAUUACAGAAGUGUUCCACUAGGCCUGGCCCUCUUGUGGGUUUUUAGUUCACAGCACAACCCCUUUCUAGAGAGAAAUCUAAGCUCGGGUAUGCAAGUUAAUGUCAUUUAGCCAAGUUUCCUUAUCUAUCAGUGUGACGUGGCAGUCCAGAAAUGCCCAUAAUUCCCAAACUUGGAGGCAGGACAAAGAUGUCCUCAGCUUCAGAGAAUUCAAGGUCAGCCUGGGCUACAGAAGACUAUUGCAAAAAACAAGAAUAAAAACAUUUAAAACCUUCUUUUCUUAAUUCCACUGCACAGGGAGGCUGAGGCUGCAUAAGGGACAGGCUUGCUGCCUCAGAGACUGCCUCGCUGGCAGCUGAUAGCAAGUUUCUGGCUUCCUUUCUUGGCUCAACAUUUUCAUUCCUGGCAGCAUCCCUGGCCUGGGAGCCGGCUUCCCAGCAGCUCACUGCCUUGCUGUGGGCUAAUGUGGGGAAUUCCAGUGCAAGCUUGGCUUAGCGCUUCCCCAGCCCUUAGAGUAGCAUGGGUCUGGCCUUAGCACGCACGCGUUGCUUCUCACGGUUCCCACCCCAAGCUCAGCGACUACUGUUGAAUUUGGGGGUUGAUCAUGAAGGAGCUGCAGGGUGCCAAGGUCUUCCCUAUGAUCCUGCAUUCACAUCCCCAAGUCUUUUUCUUUCGCUUCCCGGGUCCUUGUGCAUAUGCUCUACCCCCAGAUCUAGAGGGGUGGUCUUAUUCUCCUUCACUUCCUUCCACCUUCUCAUUUCUUUCCUUUCUUGUCCUCAUCUCUCUCCUGCUACUUCUUGGACAGGAUUUUAUGUAUUAGAGGCUGGUUUCAACUUAAAAGUCCUAGCCAGCGGUGGUGAUGCUUUUAAUUCCAGCACUCGGGAGGCAGAGGCAGGUGGAUCUCUGUGGG
Messenger RNA from Microtus ochrogaster (prairie vole), 1844 nucleotides. RefSeq names its product RAB42, member RAS oncogene family (gene Rab42). Lineage: Eukaryota; Metazoa; Chordata; Mammalia; Rodentia; Cricetidae. The record is from RefSeq and is a predicted model, not a curated record. Gene Ontology annotation, molecular function: GTP binding; GTPase activity.